GACGUCGCCGCCGCGUUCUGAUGACGCAUUAAAGCGUCGACAGCCGCCGUCUCUUUGUUUACUAGUGUAACUCUGAUGAGUUUAUUUUGUUCGCAGUAAACACAGUAAACAUCCGUGAGGUUGAGUUGAGAUGGAUUCCGGUCGGAAACAAGAGAAACAGGAGACAUUAAUAAGUUCCGACUGUGAGGAGCUGCUGAGCCGCUUCCAGAGAACCGGGUCGGUCCGGUUCGAGGUGUUCUGCAACAUAUGGACCCAAAUGAAGUUCUGCCACAUCUUCUACGGCACUGUGGGGCACGAGAAGCGAGUGUUCAGUCGUCUGAUCCUGGACGCAGCCUGCAGCUUCUUCCUGCCCCCCUUCAGCUUCCAGAUCAGAGUGGGAGGACUCUACCUGCUGUACAGCCUGUAUCAGUGUCAGACCGCCUCGCCGCCAGAGCCGAUCCGUCUGGCGCUGAAGGACUGGGAGGACGUGCAGAAGUUUGAGAAGGACGCGGCGAGCGCUCAGCACGUCGACGCCGUUUACAUCCUCCGACAGCUGAUGUUACACAAAGCGUUCUGCUUCACCGCCAUGCCCACUCUGCUCUCCUACAACAAGAGGAGGAAGCUGGAGAGGUCGCGGUUGUGUGAGGAGUUCAUGGAGCGAGCGUGUCGUCCGCAGGAGCUGGUCAACAUCGAGCUGCUGGAUGAACUGUCCAACAUUAAUCAGCUCUACGACAAAAUGAAGACGUCCGUGUUCUCGACGGCAGAACAGGAGGCUUCGUCCGUCAACCUGAUCCGUAAAGACUUUGUCCCUCAGCUCCGCACCACUGUGGUGGAUUUCUACAAGUGGCAGCAAAGGAAGGAUGCCGCUGGUGAAGAUAAAGACAGCGGUGAGGGAACAUCGUCUCAGCAGGAGUCCUCCCAGAGAGCGCUGCUCCUCGCCUCCAUCAAAUCAAAGGCGUACGGAGAGGCAACAGAGGCGCCCAAGUCCCGGCGCCAUCGCCAGGUGGAGGUGGACUUCACGAGUCACGAGGCCGGACCCUCGCACUCGUCCGGUUACAGCAGAAUCCACAAACCGUCACUCAAAGCCAGAACCACCAAGAACCUACAUCUCUCAGGUGACCUGUUGAAAGAAGCCAUUACGACCACGUACGUGAAUCGUCUCACUUCACUGGGCUUUGAUCCUGAUGAAAUAACAAGACCGCUCCCAGAAAAGUUCAAGUCGUCAUGAAGACGGCGUUGGGAGUCGACCCGCAUCCUGGUCGGAGCUGCUGUUCAGGAGAGUUUGAUGUUUGUUUUAAAAUGUUUAUUACAUUUUAAAAUGCUUUAAUUUAUAUUUUAAUGGCUGAAACUUAAACUGCUCUGUAUGUUGUUGUGACUCUGUUCGCUUUGUAAAAUGUAAACGGCUUCAAAAACUCAUCAGAGCUGAAGAAAUUCCCUGUUUUCAUCACCGUAGCUGCACAUUUGAACAAUUAUACAAAUAUCAGUCUUUAUUGUUUACACAAAAUUUGUCCUCUGCAUUUGACCCAUCCUAUAUACAUUACUAUAUACAUUACUUUAUACAUUACUAUAUACAUUAGGAGCAGUUAGGUGCCUUGCUUAAGGGCACCUCAGCAGUGCACAAGAGGUGGAAGUUUAUAAGAGUAAAUGACUGUUAACAUUUUCUUUAUAAACUUAAUUUCUCUGUGAAAGUGGAUUGGAAGAAGAUGGAUUUCUGUUCUUUUUUGUUUCUGGUGUUUUAAUAUUUUAUCAAGUUUGGCUGUUUUAUAUAAAAUCCUAUUUUUUAAUACUUGA
Messenger RNA from Dicentrarchus labrax (European seabass), 1770 nucleotides. RefSeq names its product small nuclear RNA activating complex, polypeptide 1b (gene snapc1b). The record is from RefSeq and is a predicted model, not a curated record. Gene Ontology annotation, molecular function: sequence-specific DNA binding. Gene Ontology annotation, cellular component: snRNA-activating protein complex. NCBI's taxonomy places the organism in Eukaryota, Metazoa, Chordata, Actinopteri, Moronidae. The transcript has 10 exons. The coding region runs from base 131 to 1207 and encodes 358 amino acids. Gene Ontology annotation, biological process: snRNA transcription by RNA polymerase II; snRNA transcription by RNA polymerase III.